This is a messenger RNA of Monodelphis domestica (gray short-tailed opossum), 2145 nucleotides long. The record is from RefSeq and is a predicted model, not a curated record. Lineage: Eukaryota; Metazoa; Chordata; Mammalia; Didelphimorphia; Didelphidae.
GCCGGAUUACAAGGGAAGGAGCCAGGCAGUGGCCAGAGUCCGCCCCGCGCUGCGCCUCCUCCUCCUCCUCUUCCUCCUCCUCCUCUUCCUCCUCCUCCUCCUCCUGCUGCAGCUGCUGAACCACAACUUUCCCAGAAAGUUCAAUAACUCGGCACCAGAGCUGCAGAGCCCCGCGCCCGGGCCACCUCGCGUCUCCCUGCAGCCGUGGAGCUCAGCUGGCUGCCCCUUCCCGCCGCCGCCGCCGCAGCCGCACCUUGUGCUGCCCGCCUCCGCCGCCUCCGCCGCCGCCUACACCCAGUGCCCUGCAGCAGCCCCGGGCAGCGGAGACGGCGGCGGCGGCGGCGGCGGCAGCUAGAUCCUCGCUCCUCGACACACCUGCCGUGGCUCCCACUGAACCACAUAGACAACGCCACGUGCACGAGUAGUGCUGAAAUCGCGUCUCCUCUUCCUCCGUAUCAUUUUUGUAACUUUACUUCCCUUCUUUUUUCCUUCCCUCUUAAAAAAAAAAGUUGCGUCCAAAAGCUUCCACUGAUCGCCCACUCCCCACCCCCACCCCACCCACAGCCCGGGUUUCCUUUCCCUUCCCUUCCUCUCAGACUUUUUUCUUAAAAGGUACAGAUAAUUGUGCAUUUUAUUUGACCCUAGAUAUUAUUUUUAAACUCCUCGCUUUAUUGCUCCGAUCUGGGGCUGCCGUUGCCCCCUUUUCAAGUGUCGCCCGGCGGAUGGAGGCGAGCCCCAUGUAGAAAUGACAGCCAUGGAAGGGGCGAGUGGGUCUAGUUUUGGAAUAGACACGAUUCUGUCCAGCGCCAGCUCGGGCAGCCCGGGUGUGAUGAACGGAGACUUUCGACAGCACGUCGAUGGCCGCAGCACGGAUUUUAGGAGCCAGGCCACCCCGUCCCCCUGUUCGGAGAUUGAUACAGUAGGAACUGCACCUUCGUCUCCCAUCUCCGUCACCCUGGAGCACCCUGAGCCCCACCUGGUUCAGGACGGCAUCCAGCACCAUCACCAUCUCCAUCACGGGCAGCCUCCGCCGCCUCCGCCACAGCAGCAGCCGCAGCCACCGCCGCCGACACAAAGUUUGCAGUCUUCCCCGCAGCAGCAGCCGCAGCAGCAACCUCCGUCUCAGCCGCAGCCGCAGCCGCAGCUGGGCUCGGCGGCCUCGGCCCCCAGGACUUCCACGUCUUCUUUUUUAAUUAAAGACAUUCUGGGCGACAGCAAACCGCUGGCCGCUUGUGCACCGUACAGCACCAGUGUCUCGUCUCCCCAUCAUACUCCGAAACAAGAGGGGAACGCUGCCAACGAGAGCUUCAGGCCAAAACUCGAGCAAGAAGACAGCAAAACCAAACUCGACAAGCGCGAUGAUGUCCAGAACGACGUCAAAUGCCACGGAACAAAGGAAGAAGGCGACCGGGAGAUUACAAGUAGCCGGGAAAGUCCCCCAGUCAGGGCCAAGAAACCUCGGAAAGCGAGGACAGCCUUCUCAGAUCACCAGCUUAACCAGCUAGAGCGGAGUUUCGAGCGACAGAAGUACUUGAGUGUGCAGGAUCGCAUGGACCUCGCCGCCGCUCUCAAUCUUACAGACACCCAGGUUAAGACCUGGUAUCAGAACCGGAGAGUCCCCCCAUCUCAAUUGCUCACCUCCCCAUGUAAAACUUUCUGUGCCAGCUACAAGAAAAGGAAAGAUCAGAAGAAUCGAAUUAAUGACGAAAUGGAAAAGGCAGACAAUUACUCUGCGCUUCAGAGAAUGUUUCCGUCCCCCUAUUUCUACCACCCGAGCCUGCUGGGCAGCAUGGACAGUACCACAGCCGCAGCAGCCGCUGCCGCCAUGUACAGCAGCAUGUACCGGACUCCUCCUGCACCCCACCCGCAGCUCCAGCGGCCCCUUGUGCCCCGGGUUCUGAUCCACGCUGGGCCCGGGGGCCAGCCGGCUCUCAACCCUUUGUCCAACCCUAUCCCGGGGACCCCGCACCCCCGGUGAAGAGCGACAUUGAUGCCCCUGCUCGCCUAGCUUUCCCGGACCCCCUCCCUCGCCCUCCCCUGCCCUCCCCAGCGCCAGGCAACUACCUGCCCCUCGCAGAGGACACAAAGAGGAGAAGUAAGAGGACGAAGAGGAAACUCACAAGUGGGUGUGGGUACGGGGGUUGU